Molecule: messenger RNA, 1311 nt
Organism: Melitaea cinxia (Glanville fritillary)
Lineage: Eukaryota; Metazoa; Arthropoda; Insecta; Lepidoptera; Nymphalidae
Exons: 7
Coding region: 1-1020 (339 amino acids)
Source: RefSeq, a predicted model, not a curated record
AUGCCUCAAAGAAGGUGCUGUGUUUCUAGCUGUUCAUCAGCACAAAUUGAUGGUUCAGUACUACAUGCCUUUCCAAACCCAGUAGUGUAUAAAGAAAGGUUUAACAUAUGGGUCAAAAAUGCUGGUGUUGUUGGUGAAGACAAUGACUACAUUUUUAAAAACUGUAGAAUAUGCCGUAAGCAUUUUGAAACAAUCUAUCAUUAUCCAAAAAAUAGAUUGAGUGUUCUAGCUAUACCAACAUUGCAUGUUCCAGGAAUCGUGGAUAGUGUAUGUCAAACAAUAGAACCUCUGGCUGUUACCAACUCUUUGCUUCCAUCUUCUUCAACAUCAGGCCUGUUACACAGCAAAUUGCAGGCAAUUCCGUUAAAUGAACCAUCACCAUCAACCAGUAGUUAUUUUGAUGCUGGAAACAAAACCAACAGAAUGCCUGCUGAUUCUCCACCCAUGAGUAAGAAGCCUGAUGUUAGAAAGAACAUGCUGCGUAAGCCUCUUUCAAAGACUGAAAUUGAGCUUCAAAGUAUUGUUCAAAAAACUCAAUUUGAACUGAAACGCUGCAAAAAAGCUAAGCUUGGACUUGCAGAAAAGUUAAAAGUCCUAAAAAAAUGUUUAGUUUCAGAGGCAUACAAAAUAGUAAUGAAAGACCUGUCACCCGAAGCUAAAACAUUUUUUGAAAUGAUGGUAAGAGAAAGCCAUAAAAAUCCAAAAGGUCGUCGUUUUUCUUUGGAUGAAAAGAUUCUAGCUUUAUCUCUGUACAAACCUAGUCCAAAAGCGUACAAAAUUCUCAGUAAAAUUUGUGUGCUCCCAAAAAGAACAACAUUAAAUAAAUUAAUGAAGAAAAUAUUUUUAUUACCUGGAUACAACGACAUAAUAUUUGAUAAUUUAAAAAAAAGAAUAUCAAGAAUGCGCCACUCCAGUCACAAAUUAUGUACUUUAAUUUUUGAUGAAAUGGCUAUUAAGAGCGCCUCGAAGAAUUCUAUUUUCAUAUUUCAAUUUCAGGCGAAUUCAUUAAAGGUGAUAUAAAAUAAAAUAAAAAUAGCCAUUUAAAAAACCAAAAUUACUAGAUUUAAUAAUAUUAAUUAAAAAACAUUUUUCGAUACUUUGAAGAUAUUACGGUGCAGGAUUUCAAAAAAAAAAAAUAGUCGAUUUUUUGAAUUAGCCUAUAUUUUAUACGUAAUAAAUUUUAAUUAUCUCUAAUUAUAUUGAUUUUGUACUUUUCUAAACUGACGAUUUCCGUUUUAAUUUAAACAGGUUAACCAAAGAUUUUGAAUUAAUUGGGAGUAGUGAGUAGACGAUUAAAUAAAUACACAAACA